Molecule: messenger RNA, 960 nt
Organism: Salvia hispanica
Lineage: Eukaryota; Viridiplantae; Streptophyta; Magnoliopsida; Lamiales; Lamiaceae
Source: RefSeq, a predicted model, not a curated record
ACAUAGCUAAGAAAAAACCUUCAUGCAGCUAACUUCUCUCUCCUCUCUCUCUCUCUCUCUCAUGGCUGCCGCCAAAAAGGGAAGAAGAAAACACAGUAGAUGCAGCUUCCUCUGCUCCUUUGCAACCUGCUUCGGCGUUUCCAACAAAGUCUCCGCCGAUCACAGCGACAGAAAAUCGGUCUCCGCCCGCGCUAUUCCGGUCAACGAUCCGCCGGAGACCGCGAAGACUUCGACCAGCGAAAUCCACGAUGUCGAACAACACGAAGAGGAAAAGAAGAAGAGGAAGAAGAUCGCAAUUUCAUCUGCAGAUCAACCAAUCAUCACUAGCAAGAGACACGAAAAUCGAGAUGAAUCAAUUGCGAUAACGACGAUCUCGAUUGUAAAAUCGGCGGAAGAAGAGAUCGGCGCCGUGAAUCCGGCGGCGACGAGCCGACGCAAGCUGUCGCACUCGGUUUCCCUGCCUCCGCCGCAUCGGAGGAAACAGGCGGCGGGCGGCGACUUCGAGUCGACGGUUGGCGCAGUGAUCGUGUCGGCGACGUUGGUGGUGAUGGUGAUUUGGGGGAAAUUUUGGGCGAUUGUGUGCGCGACGGCGUGGUUUUACUUGGUGCCUCGAAUUAGGGCGAAAAUGGAGGAAUCAAACGGCGAGAAAUUGAAGAGCGGUGAAAGGGAGGGUGUUGAUUUUGAUUCGUGGGAGUAUAAGAAAAAGGUUGUUUUGGAAGGAUUGCUCCAUCGGAAUCAAAAGCUAUGACUCUGAGUAACUGAUUUUGCUUUUGGAAUUAUACCUUUUUUUUUUUUUUUUUUUUUUUUUUUUGGGUUUAGUUUUGAUGGAGUUUGUUAAUUGGGGUGUUUGUGAAUGUUAGGUUACACAUACUAACUUGGAUCAUCAUUUAUGAUCACCAAUGUAGCUCAAUUUGAAGUUGAGAAUUAUUUGUUUUAUUUUACAAAUUUUGUUUGAUUCUA